AUGCCAUCAACCUCACUGCUCGUCCUGAGCGCACUCACGGCCUUGGUCGGCGUCGCUGUCUACCUCCCCAUGCAAAGAACGACAACGCUUUUGGAGGGCCCAUCAGUUGUGGAGAACUUUGGCAUGGAACGGUGCAAGCGCGUUUCCGGACCUGCAUACUGUGAUGAUGUCCGUAUCCAGCGCAACCUCAACCUCGGAUUCUUGGCCUGCGAUCCCUCAUUGCCUCACCGCAACUUUGCAGCCAGCGUCUUUGAUGAGGCCAAGAUGACUGAAGAUGGUGCACUCUGGGUCUAUGACCUCAACAAGCCUGGAUCACCUGCAGAAAAGCUGACGAUCAAGGGCUUUGAGGGCCCGUUCCACCCAAGUGGCAUCUCGUUCGCACCGACCUCUGAGGAUGGUACUCCCGCACGCGUCGUCGUCCUGGUCGUGAACCACGUCCCAUUGGAAGUUCCCCGGGUCGAGGUCCUGUACUACUACCCUGCCCGUAAAUCCCUGGUCUACAAGAAGACGAUUUCGAGCGAACACUUCUUUGCGGCCAACAAGAUCGCGGCGUCGGCCUCGCCGAUGGUCCACCAACACGAUGACACACCCUCGUUCCAUGUCGUUAAUGACCACGGCUACAAUCUCACGGACUGGAAGCGUGAAUAUGAGGAGAAGUACAAUUUGCCCGCAGCUUCGUUGGUGUAUUAUAACGCGCGCGCGGAUAUAGCACAGGAGGUCGGAUGGCGGUUCCAAAUGCCUACAGGCGUAGCGUCCUCACAUGAGCCGGAUUCAUUGUGGAUCGCUCAGGCCAAGGGUGGUACGGUCGAUUUGUACAAGUCCCAUAUUCUAUCGGCGGAGCAUCAGGAGCAGAAGGUGUUGAGUGCGGACACGCGCGAGAGGCUGACGAUUGCGUGGCCAGGGAUGAUGAAUGAGGAAAUCAUGCACACCAAGGCCGUGAAUGUCGGAGUCGAUUAUGAGCCCGAGUUCAAGACGUUGGUGACGGUAUCGCAUCCAAAGUGGAACGACUAUGUGCAGGUCGCAAAGGAGAAGUUGCAGGAUCGCGAGGCGGUCCCGUCCAAGAAGGCGGGAUUCGUAGUCUCGAAGGGAAACCUGUACCCGGUCAGAGUGGGCGAGACGCGCCCGAAGCCGAGAAAGGACGCGGUGUUUGAUCCGGAGGAGACACCGAGGAAGUAUAGGUACCAGUUGUUCGUGGAGCCGGUGAUUAGCAAUGAUGGAAGUGAGUUUGGAUCGCCCUCCGCGAUCGCGGUCUCGGGACAGAGGGUGUUGGUCUCGAGCCAUUAUGAACAGGGAUUCCUCGACUGCGACAUUUCGCCUUAA
This is a messenger RNA of Gamsiella multidivaricata, 1320 nucleotides long. RefSeq lists its product as uncharacterized. Lineage: Eukaryota; Fungi; Mortierellomycota; Mortierellomycetes; Mortierellales; Mortierellaceae. The transcript has 4 exons. The coding region runs from base 1 to 1320 and encodes 439 amino acids. The record is from RefSeq and is a predicted model, not a curated record.